This is a messenger RNA of Lithohypha guttulata, 1131 nucleotides long. RefSeq lists its product as uncharacterized. Gene Ontology annotation, biological process: phosphatidylinositol phosphate biosynthetic process; inositol metabolic process; signal transduction. The record is from RefSeq and is a predicted model, not a curated record. Gene Ontology annotation, molecular function: inositol monophosphate 1-phosphatase activity. The transcript is spliced from 2 exons. The coding region runs from base 1 to 1131 and encodes 376 amino acids. Lineage: Eukaryota; Fungi; Ascomycota; Eurotiomycetes; Chaetothyriales; Trichomeriaceae.
AUGACGCUUAGGCACGGCAAUAGCCGGUAUGAAAUCAGAGACGUACAGUACGUUUCUUCCAAGGUCAUAUACAUCGGGCACAAAGAAGAUAAUGAAGUGUCUCUCAAGGACAAAAAUGCCAAAAUGAGUAGCCUGGUAGAGAUGUCGGAAACUGAACUAAAUCAAAUCUAUUCAUUUGCAAUACAGCUAGCUAAGGAUGCUGGUAAUUUGCUCAUAGAAGCGCUUCACUCCAGAAGGCAAGAUAUUGACUCGAGAGAAGACCUGACGGAGAAGCUCAAUGCUGUCGAUAUAGUUACCAAGACCGAUACAGAAGUCGAGCAGUUCAUCCACGCCUCCAUAUCUCAGAGAUAUCCAGACCACGAUUUCGUCGGCGAGGAAAGCUAUUCCCAAGGUUCUACAAAAGACUAUCUUGUUACAGAUAGACCAACCUGGAUUGUCGACCCGCUGGAUGGCACAGUCAACUUUACUCACGCCUUCCCUAUGUUUUGUGUUAGUAUCGCACUGGUGGUGAGACAAAAGCCAGUCAUCGGCGUGAUUUGUGCGCCGAUGCUGAACCAACUGUUCUCGGCGUGUCAAAGCAAAGGUGCUUGGCUAAAUGAAAGGACACGGUUACCAUUGCUCGGCCAGAGUAUUGGACCACUACCAAAGAAUGCUCCCGGAAAAUGCAUCUUCUCCUGUGAAUGGGGCAAAGAUCGGAGAGAUUCGCCCGAAGGCAAUCUGCAUCGUAAAGUCAACACUUUCGUGAACAUGGCUUCAGAACCCAACGGACGAGGAGGCAAAGGUGGAAUGGUACAUGGUGUGAGAAGUCUUGGAAGUGCCACACUCGAUUUAGCCUAUAUCGCCAUGGGAUCUUGUGAUCUGUGGUGGGAAGGUGGGUGUUGGGAGUGGGAUGUCGCUGCCGGUAUUUGCCUUGUAGAAGAGGCUGGUGGUUUGAUCACAACUGCCAACCCACCCAAUGACUGGCGGACCUGUACCAUUGAGCCAGCAAAGCUUGGUGGAAGGCUUUAUCUUGCUGUCAGACCCGCAUUUGAUGGACCAGAGGAAACGGCAAGACAGUCACAGGAGAGAGCGAUUCGAGAAGUUUGGAAGAGAGCAAACAAGCUCGAUUACUCGAGGCCUGGUGUAGUGUAA